Messenger RNA from Stegastes partitus (bicolor damselfish), 3183 nucleotides. RefSeq names its product solute carrier family 37 member 3 (gene slc37a3). The record is from RefSeq and is a predicted model, not a curated record. Gene Ontology annotation, molecular function: transmembrane transporter activity. Gene Ontology annotation, cellular component: endoplasmic reticulum membrane. Gene Ontology annotation, biological process: transmembrane transport. The coding region runs from base 213 to 1739 and encodes 508 amino acids. NCBI's taxonomy places the organism in Eukaryota, Metazoa, Chordata, Actinopteri, Pomacentridae. The transcript has 14 exons.
ACAGCGACGUUCACAGGAAUCAACAGUAAACACUUGACUGUCGCUACAUCGAGAGCAAGGUAGCUAACAAGAACCUGGACUCAGAGUGAUGUGUUUGUCCCAGCUGCUAUAGUGGAGCACUGCUAUAGCUGAAACCCCCUCCCUAUCCUCGAAGACCUCCACCAACAAAACCUCCGUCCUCCACCUCCUCCUCCCCCCCGGCCGCCCCUGUGAUGCCUCCCUCGUGCUGUGGCUAUCUGUCACAGUACACCCAUCAUCAUCUGGUUGCCUUCCUCCUCACCUUCUUUAGCUAUGUGUUGCUGCAUGCAUCCAGGAAGACGUUCAGCAAUGUGAAAGUGAGCAUCUCAGCCCAGUGGACGCCGUCCAUCCAGAAUGACAGCGCUCCUGCGUUCUCCCCCAGCGAGACAUGGGAGGACAAUCAUCUGUUUGCAGAUGAAAAGCAGGCCACCCUGUUUCUGGGAGCUCUGGACUCCAUCUUCCUCUUCUCAUACGCAGUGGGUCUGUACUUGAGCGGUGUGAUCGGGGACAGAGUGAACCUGCGAUAUGUGCUCUGUGUCGGCCUGUGUGGCUCUGCUGCAGUGGAGUUUGUGUUCGGCACUCUGACUGAAUGGCUCCACAUCUACAACAUCUAUCUGUACUGUGGCCUCUGGGUGCUGAACGGGCUGCUGCAGUCGGCCGUCUGGCCCUGCGUGGUGGCCGUCAUGGGCAACUGGUUCGGCAAGACGGGGCGCGGCUUUGUGUUCGGCUUGUGGAGCGCCUGCGCCUCCGUGGGCAACAUCCUGGGUGCCUUCCUGGCUUCUAGUGUGCUCAAGUAUGGAUAUGAGUAUGCCUUCCUGGUGACGUCCGUGGUGCAGUUUGCCGGUGGGGUGGUGGUGUUCUUCGGCCUGCUCACCUCCCCGAAAGAAGUUGGUCUGAGCUCGGAGUCGGAGACCGGACUCGGCCCGGUGGAGACGGACACGGACAGCCACAAGCCUCUGAUGAGCGAUGAGGAGGACGAAGUGGAGGUGGAGGUUUACGGCAGACGAUACGAGGCGGCAGCGGCGACGGCGGCGGCUCAGCAGCAGGAAGAACCUCCAACCGAACCUCCGCAAGCCAUCAGCUUCCUCCAGGCUUUCUGUCUGCCUGGAGUUCUGCCUUAUUCUCUGGCGUAUGCGUGUCUGAAGCUGGUCAACUACUCCUUCUUCUUCUGGCUUCCCUUCUACCUGAGUAACAACUACAAAUGGAAAGAGGCUGAAGCCGACCGCCUGUCUGUGUGGUACGAUGUCGGAGGAAUCGUCGGAGGAACAGUCCAGGGUCUGAUCUCUGACUUUAUGGGGAAGAGAGCUCCGGUGCUGACGGUCAGUCUGGUGCUGGCAAUGGGAGCCCUCGUGGGAUACAGCCGAUCACCCAACGACCAGGUGAUAAACGCAGUGCUCUUGGCCACCACUGGCUUCUUCAUCGGCGGUCCAUCCAACAUGAUCAGCUCGGCCAUAUCCGCCGACUUGGGCAGACAGGAGGCUCUGAGGGGCAGUAAGGAGGCUCUGGCUACCGUCACUGGUAUCGUGGAUGGAACAGGAAGUAUAGGAGCUGCUGGAGGACAGUAUCUGGUGUCUCUGAUUGAGAGCAAGCUGGGCUGGAGGAGCGUCUUCUACUUCUUCGUCGUCAUGACUGGGGGCAGCAUUCUGUUCAUCACUCCGCUGCUUCUCAAAGAGCUGCGAGCCAUGUGGAGAGACCGACGGGCGCGGCGACGCCAGCUGUGAAAAGAAAAAAAGCUCAACAUCUGCCAGCUGUAAUGUUUCUCCUCUUAUCGGUGACACAGCAGGUCAGAUUCAGCUCCUUAGGUGAGUUUCAGGAUGUGUAAAAACGCAGCCUAAAGCAUACAGGUACGGUUCUUUUUAGUGCAAAUACAAAGAACUGAAAGGUUGAGCUGAAGUGCCUGACUGAAAAAGAGUUUUGAAAGGGACCCGACUGUCGCUCUGACCAGUCUGUAGAUUCACUCAGAAUGUACUCGUGUAAAUAUUUUAGCCUUUAAAUUAUUGUAAAUACUCCACUUUUUAAAUGUCCAACGGUCGAUAUGACUGAAUUUGAUUUUUAAACCACGACUUCUUAACUUAAAGAUCCUUAAAGACAGUUUGAGGGUCAGAGUUACCUAAAGAAUGUGAAUAGUGAUUGUAAUGUAAAAAAAAACUAUCAUGAGCUGUUGUAGAUAUGUAAAAUAUUUAGAUCGGGUUCGGUUGAGGUACUCAGAAUUGCACUCCGGGAUAAUCACGCAGUCUUGAACCACUUUGAUCUGAAGGUUUUGGGAAACUUUCACCUCACAAAGUUAGUUUUUUUUUUUGUAAUCCGGAUCAGAAUCUUAACUGUAAAGCCUUUUCGUGACAGAGACUGGUUCUCUUGGUUCUGUGUAGGCGUCAGUCACUGACUCAAUUUUUGCUCUUCAUUCCCUUUUCGCCUCAUUUAUGCUCGAAUGUUUACAGUUUGACUUUUAGUGUCUUAAUUCACAGUUAACACACACACACUGGUUGAAACACAGUUUGCUGUUUUGUUCUCUCACUCUUGGUUCAUAAUGUAGCACGUAGCUAAAAGCUAAACGAUAAAUUGACAUCACGGAAGAGUUUGUUUUAAAAUAUUAGUUUAGUUUGUUGGGCAACUUAACUGUAAAUCUAUGAGGAAUAUGUCAGUUUAUAAGUUUUAAUUGCCAGUAAAGGUGUAAUAUUAGUGCAGGAUUUUAAUGCAAGGUGGUGGCAUCGUCAUACAAUUUCUGCUAAUCAUUGUUUGGACACUUUGUCUUCAUGCUAGACAGACUUGAAUCAUUUGGAAGAAGAUAGUUUUGGUUAAGACAGGAAUUUAUUUGCACUCCUGCAUGUAGAUGCACGAAUCUUCAUGCAAAAUGCUUUUGACAUGUUUAGAAAGUAACAUCAGGGCUUUAUUUUGUCAUCAUUAUCCAUAUGAGGUAGGUUUUUUGUCUUAAUCUUGGGGAACUGAUGCUUAGUCUGAGACUUUCAUUGCUUUUGCCUCUCAAUGAGCCAAUCAAGUGUAAUAGAAUGUCAGUUGAAACAUGUGGAAUGUGUAAUCUGGAAUCUGUGGUGCAAUUUUAAACUUGUUUUUAUUUUUUAUUUAUGUGUACUUUUUGACCUUUAACUGAUGUAAAUGCAUUUUUUUUUUUGGAAAUAAAUGCAAAAUCCAUUUUGCAGAUUGUGAGUA